Vanessa atalanta (red admiral) is the source of this 4316-nucleotide messenger RNA. RefSeq names its product calsyntenin-1 (gene Cals). Gene Ontology annotation, biological process: positive regulation of synaptic transmission; positive regulation of synapse assembly; homophilic cell-cell adhesion. Gene Ontology annotation, cellular component: postsynaptic membrane; cell surface. The record is from RefSeq and is a predicted model, not a curated record. NCBI's taxonomy places the organism in Eukaryota, Metazoa, Arthropoda, Insecta, Lepidoptera, Nymphalidae. The coding region runs from base 140 to 3082 and encodes 980 amino acids. Gene Ontology annotation, molecular function: amyloid-beta binding; kinesin binding; X11-like protein binding. The transcript has 17 exons.
AUCCUCCGCCAUUUGCGAAAGAAAGGCCGAUCGCUGCUCUGCAGCGCGAGUGUCAUCGGGUUGACUAUGUCGAGUGUUUAAAAAAAUUGUUAUUUUCGAAAAAACUUGUGAACUCAGUGCUGUCAUUUAAACAGUUAAAAUGAUUGUGAGAUUUUUGGGCAUUCUGUGCUUUGGAGUUUUGGUGGCUUCGGCACACAACGGCGAGGGAAACAACGACAAUGAAGACAUUCCAUAUUUAGAGCUGGCUGAACCAGACGAAGGCUACCAUGGGCUGAUCCGGGAGAAUGAGACGCUAGUGGAGGUGACGCCGGCCAUUCGCGCCCGGGGUCCUCUCUGCUCGUUCCUCAUCUUGAACAACAAACACCAUGGAGAAGCGCCAUUUGAGAUAAUGGUGAUUGACGAGAACGAGGCGCGUCUGCGCGUGCGCUACCCGCUCAACUGCGAGAAGCGACGCAACUACAAGUUCGACAUCGCCGCCGUGGGCUGCGACGGUUCCUACUCUAACACUGUACCAGUCCACAUAACAGUGACAGACGUGAACGAAUUCGCGCCCGUGUUCAGCCAAGCGGCGUACGUCCGCUCCGUGGACGAAGGCAAGCUGUACGACGAGGUUGUUCGCGUGGAGGCGACGGACCGCGACUGCACUCCGAGAUACGGCGACGUCUGCAAAUACGAGAUUUUGAACGACGGGGACCGGAGCCAGCCCUUUACGAUCGAUAACGAGGGUGUGAUCCGCAACACAGAGCCGCUUGAGUACGACAAAUCACACAACCACAUCCUGUCGGUGACAGCGUACGACUGCGGCAUGAUGCAGUCCGCGCCCGUGAUGGUCACCAUCAAGGUCAACAAACCUUGCCGCGCUGGUUGGAAGGGUCUCGCGGAACGCGUCGACUACGCCCCCGGUACCGGCCCCCUAGCCCUCUUCCCCGCAGCGAGACUAGAGGCCUGCUCCAGUGAUGAAAGAUGCCCCGGAGUCACGCGUAUCCAGGCUGCUGUGACCCUGCAGGCUUCUCGCGCUGGAGUCGCUUGUGACCGCGACACUUACACCUUGCACUCACAACGGACUAUAUGCGGUUUGGACUCGAAGACAGUAGAUCUGCUCCCGAGCCCCGGCGUGGGUAACGAAUGGGCCAAGUCUCUGAAACCGGAUUCAGGGCGAGACGGCGAGCAAAUGUUCGAAUUCGACGGCGAAUCGACAUCAGCAAUUGUACCAGAGUCGAUCCUGAAGCAUUCUCUCGGAAGCACCUUCUCGGUGUCGACGUGGAUGCGCCACGCCCCGCCCCCCGACCACGACAAGCACCGGAAGGAGCACGUGCUUUGCUUAGCUGAUGACCACAAAAUGAACCGACACCACUACGCAUUAUUCGUCCGGAACUGCCGCCUGAUCCUUCUCCUGCGGAGGGACUUCGGAGAGGGAGAUCUGAACAUCUUCAGACCCGCCGAAUGGCGCUGGAAGCUGCCCGAGGUAUGCGACAACGAGUGGCACCACUACGCCGUGAACGUGCGCUUCCCGAACGUGGAACUGUUCGUCGACGGCGAGCCCUACCGCUCGCCCGACGGCAAGGGCCCGGAGGUGAUCGACGACUGGCCCCUCCACCCGGCGCACGGCGUCAACACCACCCUGGUCGUCGGGGCCUGCUGGCAGGGUACGGAGAGCGACAUGAAGCACCACCUGCGCGGCUGGCUGGCGGGGCUGGGCGUGCGCGCGGGCGGCGUGCAGGCGGCGCCGGCGCUGCGCUGCGCCGCGCGCUGCCGCGAGGGGCUGUCGCUGGCGCCCGACCUGUACCUGCGCUCCGUGGCCGUGGAGGGCGACGGCGCGGCCGAGGUGGAGACGCUGGUGCGCCGCGUGGCCUACGGGGACGCGCGCGCCUUCCCCACGCCGGGCCGCCGCAACGUGCACCUCGCCACCACCAUCACCUGCGACAACGGCCGCGUGAUCAAGGCUCGUCCGGCGGAGUCCUACGUGAUGGUGCUGGCUCCCCAGACGCCCACGAUCCUGCUGAACGGUAGCUCGGACGCCGCUCGCGACUACGCCCACUUCCGGGCCGGUCUGCCCGUCUUCCCGGAUCUGAGGGUGCAGGUCCUCGCCAGGUCCGGCGACAACGUUAGAGAAGCGGAGAGCCAGAAGUUGGACUCGUGCGUGGUGUCGGUGUACCCGGCGCUGAACCCCGACCACGAGUCGCUGUCGCUGCGCGGCGCCGGCCCCGACGCGCCCCCCGUGGGGGACGUGCGCGCCACCCUCACCAGGGACGGCGUCAGCCUUUCCGGCGCCGACUCCGUGCACAACUACCAGCAGAUUCUACGUGAGAUCGAGUACAGCAACAAGAAGCCCGCCUACUAUCUCAACCGCGUCUUCAAGCUGACCUGCUCCGAGCUCAACGGACGAUUCACCAGCAACGAAUACGUGCAGACCCUGACCGUCGUGCACCCGCGCGCGGCCGGAGAUGCGCACGCGCAGCGCCCCUCCGGCCUGGCGGACAAACUGGACGUCGCGAGGGACAAGGUGAGCGGGGACGAUCAGUGGAGACACUUGUCGACAUUUAAAACGAAACCGAUCGGAUCAGUGAGUACUGACGCCGCGCUCGCUCCCCAGCCGGCGGCCGAGGCGGCGGCCGAGCUGGCGCCGCGCGCCUUCGCCGCGCACGCGCUGCGCUCGGCGCACGCGGCCGAGCUGCCCGCCGCGCGCCUGCUCGACCUGCACCCGCGCGACCGCGCCUCCAACAACGUGGCCGUGCUGAUGGGCGCCGUGUGCGUGGGCGCCGUGGUGGUGCUGGCGGCGCUGGGCGUGGCGCGCGCGAGGGCCCGGCCGGGCCGCGCGGCGCGCCCGCGGGCCCCCCGCGCGCCGCACGACGGCGAGAUGGCGUGGGACGACUCGGCGCUCACCAUCACCGUGAACCCCAUGGAGGAGACGCCGGCGCGCGCGGCGGGCCCGGCGCCGGCCGACAGCUCGGACGGCGAGUCCUGCUCCGAGUCCGACUCCGAACACAACGACUCCUCGGACGAGGACGAAGAAGUGGUGGCAGGCAAGCAGCACAAGUACAGGAACAUCAGCCAGCUGGAGUGGGAUAACAGCACGAUGUAAUGCGCCCGCCGAUCGCACUCCCCCUCUCCCUCUCGCCCGCGCACGCUCUCGCUCGCACCCGCACCCGACCGCCGCCCCGGCCCGCCCGGAGGCCGGCCCGGCCGCCCGGCCCGGCCCCGCCGAUGUAAUAUACCGCGAGACUCGGCGGCGGUCGCGUCCGAGUCGCCGCGAGGCCUCUCUUAGCACUCUUUUAUAAUGGAAUUGAUUUCGUAGGCAAAUCGAACACAGAAUUUUCUAAACGCAGAACGUAUUAUCUAAAUCUAUUAAGGAAAGGCACAAAUUAGUUAAUUUCGAGCGCACAUUUGACCGACAUCUGUCCCGACGAAAGUGAACUCUGUCGGCGAGGCGCGAGGUCCGCGUGCAGUCGCAGGGUGACCGUGGGUGUAUCGUAACUUGUAAGUAAGUCUCAAAAUUGAUCAUAUCAAGUUUAUACGUAAAUACGAUUCCCUCGCUUGCUUCCGUAGACUCUCCGGAGUCGCUGGACUCUGGUACUCUGGUACUCUGACCGUACCCAUGUAUCGAGCAGUAGUCGAUGUAUCGCAUGGAGUCGUAAGAGGAUUUUAGUGUUAAGCGAUGAAAUACUAUGUAUUAUAUAUCUAAUGUAAGACGCUUCGCCCGAUCGUUUCAUUCAAACGCAGUUUCGACGGAUAUCCGCCCCGCCAUGUUAAGUUAAUGCAUUUAUUUAGUACAACACGGACAGACAGACCGAGGUCUGCACAUUCGAGUAACGGUACAAACACUUCGCUGUAGAAUAAUGUUUCAUGAUAACGGAUUGUCCACUCUCCCUUUACGAGCUUCUCGAACGAAUCGGCUUAAAUGUAUAUUAGGCACAGAGUUAUUUGAAAACAAAUAGAUGUACUAUAACUAUACACCUACUUAUACCGACGACGUCGUUAGGAUCAGCUACUAUAUUGUAUAACUACAUAUAAUUAUAUAUAUAUUUUGAAUGCGUUAAGGGAUUUUUACUAACAAUUAGGUACUAAGUGGCUACGUGUUAGUGUCGCGGGGAGCCCCUAGCGUAAGAGUAGAUAAGUUUCGUCCUUCGUUUCGGCCCGGGUCGUCCGUCUCCGUCGCACGCGAGGGCCCGCAUCGCUCCGUCUCCCUCGGGGGUUUGCAUAUCAGGAUAGUUUGCCAUAUUAGAAUAGAGUCCGACUGUAUGUACGUCUGUACGACCACUGAGCAAUCUUUGUGACAUAAUCAUUGGUGUAUCCGUCUCUAGUUGACGUCGAGUGUU